AGGAUAUUGGAAGUUACAAUCCGGAUGACCAUGAUUACACCUCGGAUUUCAUUGAUGGCGUGAAAUACACUACGGAGUUGCAAGCAUAUGAAGCAGCCAUUGAGAUUGCAAAGGGUUUUGGGUUUUAUUUGGUGAGGGCAUCGAACAAAAAAAAUACGAAUGAAGGUACUUGGCGACAUUACUUACAUUGCACUCAUGGUAGGAAGAAGAAGUCGAAGGAACCUGAUCCGAGUAAGGAAACGAGGCCUCUUACAUCUACUGAAAAGUUGGGGUGCGAGUUUAAGAUCAAGCUUGAGCGGUCAGGAAGUGGCUUCAAUCAUCUACUGGCGCAGUCGACACGGUAUACAAGAAGAACGAUGAUUACAUUGAGGCUCAACACCUUCAAAUCAGGAAGCUGCUGGAGGAUUCCCGACAAAAGAAGCUGCUCCGAGCGGAUGGAAAACCAUUUCGAGAGUUGAAUACGAAAGUCACUCUAGAAGCUCUGAGGUUGAUGUUGUUCGAGGUAGCAGUGGAAGGGGAACCUUGUACAUGUACGUUUCUUCCUACCUAUGGUCUCCCAUGUAGAUGUUCCAUUCAGUUAGCACGACGUGAAAAUCGGGAUUUCGCCUUGUAUGAUGUGUUGCCAUUCUGGACCGUUAUCAACUAUCGUGAACCUCCUACUCGGCCGGAGUGGGAUGACCAUAGUGAUUACCACCGUGGUGUGUUCCAAGGUCUAGUACAGGAGGUUCUUGAUAGAGGCGACGAGACCAUUCGAGGUGCAAUCGGCCUACUCCGGAGCCAUCUUCAUCCUGAAAAUGAUGGCAUUGAUGAACCGCAUGGGGGACAGCCCCGCCCCGGUCGCCCAAGGACGUCCACCACUCGAAACCUGUCUCACUUCGAGCAUGUGGAGAGGAGACGAGGGAGGAGAAGUUCAAGACUUCCGACUGCAACUCCGGACAAUGAUGGAAAUACAGGUGGUGCCCCGAAUGUGAAUGCACAAACCAACUUCGAGGAUGAGACGGAGCCGAUCCAUAAUGAUACAGAUGGUGCACCGAAUGGGAAUGCACAAACCAACUUCGAGAAUGGGACGGAGCCGGUGAUCCAUAAUGAUACAGAUGGUGCCCCGUGGAGGGUUGCUCGGAUUCCCAAUACUAGUUGGAAGAAUUACCCAUGGCUACAUUGUUUGGAAUCCUACGUGCAACGACUAGUUCGUGGUUGGUUCAACCCUAUUCCAGAUGGACACUGUGGAUUUCGAGCUAUAUCACAAGCAGCUACUGGGGACCAAAGGAAUUGGCCACAAAUGAGACGCGCUGUUCUAGAGGAGCUUGAAUCCCGUCCUGAGCUUUAUAGAGCCUACUAUGAUGGAAUAGCAAAUGGAAUAGAAGAUGGCAUUCGACGUUGCAGGUGGGCAUCAACAAGUGGCUGUGGACCUUUCAACUGGAUGGAUAAUGCGGAACUCUUCGUCUUCGCCACCUUGCAUUCAUGGGCCAUCGUUGUAUACAGUCAAGGCGGUCGUUAUACCGUGCUACCUGUGACGGCCCCACCAGGAGUAACAAGACCACGUGGGAUCUUAUCACUACAUUUUACGGGGGAUCAUUGGGUGCGACUUGACUUUCGACAUGGUCAAGUGCCCAUGCCUCCAAUUAACUACCUUUGGCCUAUUUAUCAUGACCCUAGUGUCAAUGGGUGGGAUCAAUUCUUCUUACAUGAGCGUGCGCUUUAUGAUAGAUUGAACCCACGGGGAUGAAUUGUAUAACUC
Messenger RNA from Linum tenue, 1738 nucleotides. NCBI's taxonomy places the organism in Eukaryota, Viridiplantae, Streptophyta, Magnoliopsida, Malpighiales, Linaceae. The record is from the annotation of a GenBank genome assembly.